Cavenderia fasciculata is the source of this 1110-nucleotide messenger RNA. RefSeq lists its product as uncharacterized. The transcript is spliced from 4 exons. Bases 1 to 1110 code for a protein of 369 amino acids. NCBI's taxonomy places the organism in Eukaryota, Evosea, Eumycetozoa, Acytosteliales, Cavenderiaceae. The record is from RefSeq and is a predicted model, not a curated record.
AUGAAUCAUAAUCAAAACAAAGGAGGAUCGAGUAUUCCCGGGAAUAGUGCAAAGUUCAAUUCGGCGGCACCUCCAUUCCCAUCUUCAUCUUUGAAACCAAAUACUACUACGUCUACAUCAUCAACGUCAUCAUCAUCAUCAUCAUUUAAUAGGUUCCAAUCAUUACACAACCACAUGCAACACCAACAUGUGCCACCUCAUCAUCAUCAACAGCAACCACAACAACAAUCUCUUCAUUCAAUAUCAUCGAAUAUCGAAAGAGUAAGCAACAGCUUAUCAUCAUUACCACAACAACCAAAUCAACCAAAUGGAACCUUGGAAAUAUCAUUCCAACAUUUUUCAGAGUUAUUAAUAUUAUUACAAAAUACCCAAUUACAAAUCAAAAAGUUGGUACAAUAUCAAGAACAAACAUAUCAAUGGAAUAUGAAGCAUCAUGAGAAUAUGAAAAAGGUAAUUAAAUCAUUUAAUAAUUUAAAUGCAAUUAUGAAACAAAAAUAUCAAUCACCAGAUUCAAGUAUUGAUAUUAGUAACAACAACAACAACAACAAUGCAUCUUCAACUUCAGUUAUUUCAACAACAACAAAUAAAUCUGAAAAUACAAUAGCAGGAGACAAGAAACCAUCAAAGGGAAAUAAUAUUGUGUACUAUGAAAAGAAUCAACAAUCCAAAGAUUUGGAUAUCACAUAUCAUCAAAGAAUAAUGGAUUGUUAUCGUGACAAUGAUCCAUAUUCUCAAGAUCUUCAAGCUUUGGUUGAAAAUAUUGAUUAUAAUUUAUUUAUGGAAUUAAAAGAAAAAUCAAUCAAAAUAAUAUUACCAAUUAUAUUAUUAUGGAUGAAAGAAACUAAUAAUACAAAGAUUAGUUUAUCACUUAUCAUUCUCUACAUGACAUUUGAAAAAUAUCCAGCCAUGUUUGAAAAGAAAAAGUAUAGAGAGUUGAUAUCACAGUUUGGAACAUCACUCCAACACUUGGAAGAGUCUCAUAUUAUAGAUGAUCUUUCAAACAUGGAUUUAUUCCCAUUCACCUUUACCGAAUACAAUUCACUUAAAAGCGCAUUAAAUCAAAGUCAUCAUCAACAACAAGACCAACAACAACAACAAUCAAUACUCUGA